Sander lucioperca (pikeperch) is the source of this 5313-nucleotide messenger RNA. Its product is annotated as serine/threonine-protein kinase SBK1-like. The transcript has 6 exons. NCBI's taxonomy places the organism in Eukaryota, Metazoa, Chordata, Actinopteri, Perciformes, Percidae. Bases 351 to 1667 code for a protein of 438 amino acids. The record is from RefSeq and is a predicted model, not a curated record. Gene Ontology annotation, biological process: peptidyl-serine phosphorylation; peptidyl-threonine phosphorylation. Gene Ontology annotation, molecular function: ATP binding; protein serine/threonine kinase activity.
CGCCUCCUCUGCUGCUUCCCCUCUCCUCUCCUCCCAUCCUAGAGGACAGAGCGAUGCGGAGACAAUAGGACGCAGAGCCGGAGGAGUCUGCAGGAUGCUCGGCGCCACAUCCACCGUCACAAGGCUGCACGGAGGCUUUUCUCAGGAGAUCAGGCGUUUCUCCCAACUCACCUGGCCUUAGUAUGCUCUCAGACCAUCCCGUGUGUUCACCAGCAGCUUGGACUGACAGUGCGGACUCCACAGCCUCCAUAUGGGAACCAAUUGAAGGUGAUACCAGCUGUUAGCUGUCCCACCUAAGCGUCCGUUUCCCAGUUUUUUCUACUGGUCCGUCCCCUAAAGCGGUCCCUAGAAUGAGUUCUUCUCCACUGGUAUCUCGAGCCAACAUGGACAUCCUGGACGAGUUGCAGCUGAUCGCAGCCCAGAACCUGGAGAGGCUGGAGGUCAACAAGUACUACGAGGUGAUCAGGGAGCUGGGCAAGGGCACCUAUGGCAAGGUGGAUCUGGUCAUUCACAAGAUCAGAGGUACAAAAAUGGCACUGAAGUUCCUGAAGAAGAAGACAACAAAGCUGAAGUCGUUCCUGCGGGAGUACAGCAUCUCACUCUACCUGUCCCCCUGCCCUUUCAUCAUCAACAUGUUUGGCAUCGCUUUCGAGACAGAUGACUACUAUGUGUUCGCACAGGAGUACGCUCUGGCAGGGGACCUUUUCGAUAUCAUUCCUCCACAGGUUGGUCUUCCUGAGUCAGUGGCAAAGCGCUGUGUGCACCAAGUAGCCAUCGCUCUGGACUACCUGCACUGUAAGAAGCUGGUCCACAGGGACAUCAAGCCUGAAAACAUCCUCAUUUUUGACCGAGAGUGCCGCAAAGUUAAGCUGUCUGAUUUCGGCAUGACCCGCCGAGCUGGCUCACCUGUGAAAAGAGUGAGUGGCACCAUUCCCUACACCGCCCCAGAGCUCUGUGACGUGUCCCGUCACGAGGGUUUCUGCGUGGACUACAGCACUGACGUUUGGGCCUUCGGUGUGCUGCUCUUCUGCAUGCUGACUGGCAACUUCCCCUGGGAGAAGGCGCUGCCUUCCGACUCCUUCUACCAGGAGUUCAUCCGCUGGCAGAGGAGGAGGACAAACACGGUGCCUUCGCAGUGGAGGCGCUUCACUGAGCAGGCCCUCCGCAUGUUUCGGCGGCUGCUUUCCGUGGAACAGGACCGCCGCUGCUCCGUCAAAGAGGUUUUUGGGUACUUCAGCCACUCCUGGAUGCUGGACGCAGAGAACAACACCAACAAUGGCAAUGGCAACGGCAACAGCGGAGGUGGUGGAGAGAGGGUGGGUGGCGGAGGAGGAGGAGGGGUGCGGGAAGAGGUGGAUGGCACUAUCUCAUCAUCUUCAUCUGGGGAGGAAGACGAGGAGCUCCUUGUGGAGAGGAUGAAGCAGCAGACUUUAUCUCCUCUCUCCCCGCUGUCACCUCUCUCUCCCAUUUCUCCGGUGGCAGUGGAGAGGGGGAGUGGUGGCGGGGCUAAGGGCGGCAUGAUGGAACCAGGUGGUGGCCACCAUUUUGUGUCCGUCUCCACCAACAGCUCUGUGUCAUCCACCAACAGCUACGAUCGAAUGCCGCGAGAAAACAGUUCACCAGGUGGCCGCAUGGUGGUGGCCACGCCUAUUGAAAUUUGCGUCUGAGUGCGUCAGAACGUUGAUGUUUUCACAGAUCCACUGGUACACACUUUUUAUACCUCUUAUCCAAAUGUGCAUGCAUGGAAAAAGAAACAAACUGAUGAGUACUUACAUGUAUCCUGUUAUAAACAUCUUGGGAAAGGAAGAGCACAUGAAAGACUUAACAGAGAGUAUUUGUAGAAUGCGUACAUUUUGCAUGAGGUAGGGUUUUUGGAUUGAAUUGGAGUCAAAAGAUUCCAUGAGAAGCCCCAUUUACAAAAUGAUUUCAAUGGUGUGUGAAUUUGCAGUUUCGUGAAACCCAGAGGAAAAAUGAAAAAUUGCUACCAUUAAAGAUUCUGUCAGUAAAACCAUCCGAAAAGAAGCCCAAAAUGUAUUUCUUAAAGCAAUACUUUUCAAAGUUGCAGAGUACUGUGUGAUCUGUUCAGGACGUCACUGGGUGUCAUUUUUGAAUGAAGCCAAGGGACAAAGGAUUUGUAUUUUUAAGAAGACUAAAACAGAGUUCAAGGAAAUACCUUGUAAGAUAAAAACGGACAAGCAGUGGUUUUAAAUGUUUCAUGUGUGACAAAAAUGUGAAAGUGUGAGUGUGUUGUGUGUAUUACGGUGUUCCGUGUGUUUAAAUCCAAAAUAAGUGGAUUUAUUUUGCUUUAAGAAUUUUAAUAUUUAUUUUAAUCUAAACACACUAUUUUUUCUAUUGUUUUUUUGUAAAGCAGCUUUCUUUGCUUUUCGUUCAACUUCACAUUGUAUUUUGGUGUUCUGGCAUAGCUGUGCCAAAUCUUCUUCCAUUUGGUUGGCUGCUGUAUAUAUUGGUAUUCAUACCAAUAGUUGUAUAUCAUCUAUGAGGUUUGACCAACGAAACCCGUUGGUAUAUUUUAUCAACUUUUUUUUAAUGGAAUAUUUUAUCGCUAUUGUCCGUAAACCAGUAUGUUCAUGAGCGACAGACUAGACUGAGAGAAGGCUUAUGAUGUCUCUGUUCUUCAUGUCAAACAUAUCUACUUCACUGAUGAAAGAGUAUUUUCUAGCCACUCUCAAAAUAGUUUUUGUAUAGCUUCUGUGUUCUUUCUUUUUUCUCUGAAAAAAUAUGUUUGUAUUGCUUAUGUUUUCUUCAAAACAUGUAGCAACAUGUAUUGUCUAAAAAGAAAGGAGAAUUAAUCAGUUAGCAUUUUCAAUUCAAUCAGAAGAAGAAAAAAAAUCACAGAAGACGAGUCACCUUUUAUAAUCUGCAUGAAGAGUAGCUCAAACUUACCUUUACGAAGAAAUUGAACCGGCUUUACGGGAAAAAAGGUUAAAAAAGAAACGUAAAAUGUUGUGAUGUGGAAUUCCUGCCGUAGCACAGUUUCUUGCAAUAUGUCCCUGAGUGAAUAUUGCCGUCAUGAUCUCUUGAGACAUCCUAGGGCUAAAAAAAUCGCAACAAUAAUUUGUUUCUAUUCAGUGUGUUGUAUAUGUAUUACUAUCAAUGCAGUAAACUAAUCUCACCACCUUCAGGAACAGAAAAUAAGCAAAGCAUGAUGACAUAGAGCGAGAGCUUGAAUUUAAACCACAGAUAGGGAAUUAAAUUAUGUAAUUUUUGCUUCUAAAUUGCCACCUUUAGUGAAGUAGUGUGGCAUAGAUACAUUUUUUUCUAUUAAGUUAAAAUAACAGAAAAAAAUAAUCCAUUCAUUUCUUUGACUCAAUAUUACCUAAAUAAUUUGAGGGGAAAAAAAGCAUUGGAUCACGCAUAGGAAUGGACGUUUUGUGUGGUGCUUUGCAUGAACUUGUAUGUGCUAAAGCUCUGUUGUGAAAACUUGCUCAGUGUUUCUCCUGUCACAAGCUGUAGUACUCUGUAGAUGUAGUAUAGCUGCAAACAACAUGUUUCUUUAUCUUGUGAGAGUCAGUAGCCUCAGCUUGGAUCUGCCUGACUGAAGAUCAGCUAAACUCGGUUCAGCCCUUACAGAAACCGUUUUCAUCAAAGCUGUUCCCGGAUCAGCAAGUGAGUAUGCAAAUUACUACAUCUUGUGACAAUCUCUGACCUCAUUGGCAGCCUCCUGACUCAGAACAAAGGACAGUCCUGAUACAGACACUGUAGCUGCGCUGUUUUCUAUAGCUGGUUGCUCUCCAUCAGCCAGCUGCAAGCAGCACUGGCUCUGCAGCAUUUACUGUGUAAGCUUUAGCACAUCACAUUAAACUGGGGAGGCGUCUCACAUGACUCAAGAAAAGAUUACACAGGCCUGUACAUUACCUUGUCAUGUCAUUCUUUCUCUGCAGUUUCCCCCCUAAAACCAGCCUUCUACUUCUCCUUAGCCCUUCCCAGAUUUAUCUCUAUGUAUCAAAUGUCCAUCCUAACAAAUUAUUUAGUCUCAUUAUAAGUCAAGUGAGAAAUUCAGUAAAUAUGGCAGUGGUUGAGCCAAGGGCUGUCACUUUUUGAAAAAACAAAUGAAAUGUAAUUUGUUCAAAUUAUAUGGAACGCAGCCCACAUUGUAAUCAGAUAAGAAAAUAUGCUGCCGCAUUGACAUUCUGUUCAUUUGCUGUGCCUCCACAGCAUUAGUUAACACCAAGCUAACAUUUUACUUCAGAUUUGUUCUUCUUUACUAUCUACAAUUUUACCAUCUGUGGUGUCAAAUCCCAAAUGUUUCCACACAUAACUUCUCACAUUGGUUUAGUGUUAUGGUUAUCUGUUGGCCACAGUUCCUAUUUUCCUCCACUUUGCGUAAGCAAAAACAACACGUGUAGUUUACAGAUAGGGAAACAGGGCAGGCAAUAGAUCAGAGUGACAGUGUAUUUUCCACUGUUUAUUUGUCCGUUACUGCAAAACCUCACCUCCAUGAUGCAAUAUUUUUUUUCUAAGAUGGCAAAGGUAUGCCUUGCCCUAAUCUGUCUCGAUUGACUUGGUAUUGCCUUUGCCAUCCUAGGAAAUGCAAAUUUGCCUCCUGGACUUGCUUGCAAGUCAGUUUAUACAGAAGUCUAUACGGAAGUUAGUCCGUUGCCAUGUACAUAAAAAUGGCUGGCGCUCUGAUCAUUCUGCUAGUUUCAUUUGAAUGGGAGUGGCCUUUCUAGCCAUUUAAUUUACCUUGGUUAGAAUUGAUAUUUUGAUAUAGUAGUGUAACCGGUCUGCACUGGCUGUGCCAUUGUUUUCCUAUGGGGAAAGCGGUGGAGACAACUCAGAGGAAACGCUACCCUUGGUGUGGCGCACUGCCUGAAAUUGCCGCCGAGUACUGCACUCAAAGUUCAAAUUAUUUUAACCUUGACCUCGUUGCCACUGACCUUUCAACACGCAACCAAAGCCAGAUGCAAAGAUGAUGUGUCGGCGGCUUUACUUCUUUUACUAUCAGGUCCAGUAUCUGCUGCAACUGAGGACACCUGGCCUGGGAGGAUUGAGUCACUCCAAAAUAUUAAAUAAAACUAAGGGAACCGUACCUUUGCUGCGAGUCACUUUCCCUUUUCUUCCUAGUGACGCCUGAAUCAGUCGCUGCUGCCUCCUCAUCUUAUCCAUAAUGUAAUGUGUUGUAUGUAAACAGAGUUCCAAUGUCUUUCUGUACUUAUUUCAAAGCAUCAUGAUUUUGGUGGAAUUUUAGUGAGUAGAUGACCACAGCACUAGAACUCGUAUCCAGUUCUGUCUUUGCAAUACAACUGUCUUCCUGUAAACUGAAAUUUAGUCAAUAAAAUGAGAAUUCUUGGU